AUGGAAUCGCCAGGCAGACGGUCUCUGCAGUCUGGGUCGGACUCUCCGGCCACACUAUCUCCCGGGGAACCUGAGACUUCGACCUAUACGGCAUCGACAUUUAGUGCUCUUAAUGCCCGUCUAUUUCGAUACGGUGCGUGGAACAAUGACCUGACCGAUUUAAUCCCGGUCGGAGUCAUUUGGACGGCUUCUAGUAAUUCUACGUCUAGAGUAGAACGGCUGUCGCCUUUCGAUCCGGAGCGCCGUUCUCUCGAUGUGCUCAGGGACGUUGGGUGGGUCCACGUUUCUACGGUACAUGAACCCUCUGGUGGAUUCAUCAAUGAGAGAGUUUAUGUCUUACCAGAGGAUAAACUCUCAAAAGAUCCUUCUGGGCUUGACCUACCUCUCCGACGUAGGUUGAAAAGGGUUAUGUCAAAACUUGAUACGUCUGUUGAGGCAUGGGAAGGGAAGUUCGAGCCCGGCCGUCCUAGGGGUGCUGGGGAAGUCAACCGUGAAGGGGAAACCCUUUUCUAUAUCUUCAAUACUCUGGAAUCUCCAAAACCCGAAGCUGCACAUGUCACUGACCCAUGGUCGUGUACCGCCAUGGCUGAUCUCAUGUAUUCUGGCAGCGAAGAUGGCGAGAAUUCCGCUGUUCCAGGGCUCAGAACGCCUUUGUAUCCUUAUCAGCGCCGCUCAGCUGCACUUAUGAUACAAAAGGAGGUACAGCCUGGGCAGUCCCUUGAUCCGAGAUUUCAAGCGCUCCGUGGGCCCACCGGCCGUAAGUAUUAUUACGACAAGGAAGAGGGUAUCAUUCGUACCAUGCCAAAUCUAUAUUCAAAUGCAUGUGGAGGAAUACUAGCGGAAACCAUGGGAUUCGGCAAAACUCUGAUCUGUUUAGCGGUCAUUCUGGCGACCAGAGGGCAUAUGCCAUCCAUUCCCUCCGAGCAUAUCAAUACGACUCCUCCGGUUAGAAGUAGUACCGCCUCUCUUCUUGAAAUGGCGGCUGCAACUGCUGGCUCUCAUUCCAUUCCGUGGGAAUCACAUUUUCGCCAGCUACAAUCGUAUGGCAUGCACUAUGGCAGGUGCAUAGCUGCAUGUAAUAAAAACCGGGGAUCAUAUUCUAUAACGCAAGCUCCGCGGUAUGGUCGUCGAUGUACAAUAACGAAGGAGAGCUCGAUCCGUGUACAACUCUCCUCGGGGACACUGAUUAUUGUGCCACCUAACUUGGUCGACCACUGGCUAACGGAAAUAUCAAAACACACUGAAGGUCUGAAGGUUCUGGUGCUGAGAGACGCCCGUGAUGAAACUCCUCCUGCAGUGGAACUUUUGAAGUACGACAUAGUGUUGUUCUCGCAGUAUAGAUUUAAGAAGGAAUCCGGAGGGCUUAGCGCAUCAUCGCCCAUGACAUAUUAUUCGCCUUUGAGAGAGCUUCAUUGGCUUCGCAUAAUCGUUGACGAAGGCCAUAAUUUUGCGAGCGCUAGAGAGAAGAGUAGCUCUGUUUAUAUGCUGGAUAAGCUACAGGUUGAGAGGAGAUGGAUUGUUUCGGGUACACCGUCAAAGGGGCUAUACGGAAUUGAAGUCAGCCUUGCCGCUGAGAAUAAUAUGGCUACAUGCUCUGAGGCAGACAUAGCCGAGGGGAUUCUACAGACCAGAAAGAAUCCUGAAAAUGUAUUGAGGGAGGAGUUGAAAAAUUUGGACAAACUGCGGUCCAUGGUGGUUGAUUUUCUGGACCUCAAGCCUUGGUCAAAUAUACGCUGUGCAGACCAAGCUAACUGGACGAAAUACAUGAAGCCGGUUGGACCUGAUGGGAAACGCAGGAUGUCGCUAUCUCUACGCUCUACUCUUCAAUCUCUCGUCGUACGCCACCGGGAAGAAGAUGUGAAACGAGAGGUUACUCUCCCAAAACUUCACAACGAAGUUGUAUACCUAGAGCCAACUUUUUACGACAAGGCCUCUUUAAACCUUUUUGUUCUCCAAAUUAUUGUCAAUGCAAUCACCUCCGAGAGGACGGGUGAAGACUAUAUGUUUCAUCCGAAAAACGGAAAGCAUUUGACUCUGCUGAUAAACAAUUUGAGGCUCGCGGGAUUCUGGUGGACAGGUUUUCAGAACGAAACCAUCCAAGAGACGAUCAGAGUCGCGAAAAUAUAUCUAGAGAAGAACAUGUUUCGAAUGUCUGAUGAAGAUCUAGUCUCACUCCGUCAAGGGAUUGUCGUUGGAGAGAAAAUUAUGGCAUGCGAUUCUUGGAACGCCAUGUGUCAUCGUCAUGAAGUCGGCAUUUUUGUAGAAAAUUUCCCAGAGUACGCACAGGCGUUUUGGUCACUCGAUAAGUCGGCUGAAUAUGGGGAGCCGCUUAUACUUGGGAUUUCGCUUGCCCGAGAGGCACAGAAGUUCGUUGCCGCGCAUCUUUGCUCGUCAGAUCCUGGUGAAGGCCUUGCAGGAGCCGGCCUUUUAGCACGGCUCGAGAAGUACAAGCAACCGGGGGCCGCCAGCGAGACCUCGCCGGAUUCGAAGGAUGAUAAAAAUGGAACUCGUGUCCAUCGUUCUAAGCCAGAAAGGUCCAACGAAAAGAAAACGUCAAGAUUAAAGAGACUGCCGUCCGAGUCACCACUUAAGAACACAAAAGUUGUCGCAACCGCAUCCGCCAAGCUUACAUAUCUGUUAGAAAAGGUGAUUGAAUUCCAGGAAUCGGAAAAGAUCAUCAUUUUCUAUGAGGGUGAGAAUACUGCUUUUUGGGUUGCUGAAGGCCUUGAAAUGCUGGGUGUUGAUUUUCGAAUAUACGCAAGCACUCUCAAGCAGUCCCAGAAGUCUGAAUACCUGUCUGUCUUUAACGAGGGCGAGUCUGUUCGUGUACUGCUGAUGGAUCUAGGUCAAGCCUCACACGGGCUUCACAUUGCGUGUGCAUCAAGGGUGUUUAUUGUGAACCCGAUCUGGGACCCGAACAUCGAGAGCCAGGCAAUAAAAAGAGCUCAUCGUAUUUCGCAGACUCGGCCCGUUUACGUGGAAACUCUCGUGCUAAAGGAUACAUUGGAGGAUAGGAUGCUCAAGAGAAGAAAACAAAUGAGCAAUGACGAGAUGCAGCGUGCCGAGAAAGACAUGUUGGAUGAUCACACUAUGAGUUAUAUCAUCCAGAAUGAAACUUUUCUGCCCCUUUCAGAUGACUUGUGGUCGCCAACGCCCGCUUUUUUGAAAACGCCGCUUGGGUUUUUUGAUAGACAUACGCUCUCUAUCCCCAAUGGCUACGUCGAACCCGAUUACCCAGCAACCAUCACUCUUUCGGACCCCAACACCCUCGCGACCAGUUCACCAAUGUCUGACAACAAGCGCAGGCCUACAUUCAUAUUUGAGUCCGAUUUGCCUACUACCCCUCCAGGGAGGAGGACCCCAAAACGGCUCCGAGAAUCACCCACCCAGGAACAUGUGGAUAGAAAUGGGAUAAUCUUCAUAUCCCCUCAAGGCCGAACGCCGCUUUUCAGUCCCACAAAAGGCUCCAGUGCUGAUAUCAGGACUCUUCUUGUCCAUGAAGAUGAUUUUUACAAGCCGGAUGAUCGGAUUCCGGUUACGACAACAUCUUCUGGAAAACUAGUUCAGGAUUGGGAUACAAUUGAAGCAUUUGAUGUCAAGCAAUUUGUUUCUUGCCUGUCUUAUAUUCGUCAGACAGGUAGAUUUCCUCCUAAGCUACAGAGUAAGGAAGACUUGAAUGAUGCUACGGACUCUGGAGUUGAUGAAGCUACGAUCGAUGCGCUGCAGAAGCGGGUAGCCCAACGAUUAUCCCAGUCACAAGAGCAAAAUCAGAAAACUUUGGACAGCUCAAGUCAGAAAUCAGACGAACAAGCUCCCUGGUUAACAAUCGUCUUCGUUGAUGGGUUUCUGCUAUAUGCCCCACCAAAUGACUCUGCGCAUCCGCUACGGCCGGUUCAUGACCAGAUUAACCUCCCUAUUUUCCUACCGGUGACAUAUCCAUUGCUUAAGGAGCGUCGGGACGGGAGGACGGGAUAUGUAACGAUUGGUCCUGCGCCGACUCCAGUACCGAGAGACCCAGAUGAGGUGGAGGAAGAGCCCAAAGACGAGGAUAUGGAUAAUGAAAAAACUGAAGAUGACGCUCCAGUGAAUUUCUGGACGGACCCUCCAGGCUAUGUUGAUGAUAUUGUCUGGCCGCGUUAUAUCUCUAACUGCUCCUGGCUAUUGUUACCGGAAUCUGUCUCCGAGACAAGCCUAGACGAGGGCGAACUAAAGAGACUCGUUGGGAAUGGAGCAAAUGUUAGGGAAGACUUGGGGAUUUCUGUUGCUCCCCAGAAAGGUGACGCAACUAUGCCUCACCUGCUAAACUGGGCGGUGAAUUUGAUCUUUACUAAGAUCGGAGAGGUGGUUAAUACGGCGAGGUAA
Arthroderma uncinatum is the source of this 4362-nucleotide messenger RNA. RefSeq lists its product as uncharacterized. The record is from RefSeq and is a predicted model, not a curated record. The coding region runs from base 1 to 4362 and encodes 1453 amino acids. NCBI's taxonomy places the organism in Eukaryota, Fungi, Ascomycota, Eurotiomycetes, Onygenales, Arthrodermataceae. The transcript is spliced from 4 exons. Gene Ontology annotation, molecular function: ATP binding; ATP-dependent chromatin remodeler activity.